UCUGGGUCUUCUUUCUUCUUCUCCUCCUCCUCGCAUUCUUCACGACCUCUCUGAAUAGAUAGAGAAAAAGAGAGAGAGAGAGAGAGAGGUUCUUAGCCAGAAGCUCAGGAGCACGUUUCCAAAACGCACCGUUUUGCAUUUUCUGAUCAGAGAACCGAAAAUCGAAAUGGAAGAGCAUAUUCCUCCGCCGAAUUCGGAUCCCGAGUUCAGGAGCGAGUUGACUCGGACCGGCGGCUCCAACUCGGCGUCGUCCUCCUUCGUUGCUCUGCGGACUUGCGCGCAUGCAACACCGGGCACAGCCACAGAGUGGACAAAUGAGAAGCACAGAUCGUAUAUAAAUUCCUUAGAAACAUCAUUUGUAAAUAAAUUGUACCAUUCCAGGCAUUUGCGGGACUGCCAUCCACAAAAGUAUGUUCAGGGGAUACAUCCAUCAGAAGAGUUGCCUUUCAAGACUUAUAAUUCUUCUGACCAGGUCAGGGAGUCAAAUCUGUUCAUUGUUGUUCGAGAUAGGCGUUCUCAGAAGAUCAUCUCUCCAAGGAAUGAAACUCUGCUGGAAAGCACCGCUGAUUCUAACGUCACUAUGGAAAGGCCCCAGAUGGAUCAUAUAGCGUCUUGUUUUAAGGGGACCCACCUAAGAAGGAAACCGACCUCAGAACACUCAAGUGUAAUCGCAAGAACUUCAGAGCAGAACCCUGCAUGUCAUCAGGAUUCAGUUGGCAGUGCUGCAGAAGUUUCGGGUCAGAACUUUGUGGUUGAGGACAACAGAGGGAAGCUAAACUGUGAAUUCAUACCAAAAAGGCUUAAAAGGGCUUCACCCAACUCUUCCAGCAAUGAUCAACUUGUGCCAUUGGGAAAUUUUGAUACAAAGGAGCUUUCAAUGGCCCAUAUUGCUUCCUCCGGAAGAGAAGAACAAGGGCAUCAUCAGUUGCUAUUAGAGGACCGUGAGUGCUUCAUCUGUCCAAAAUCUAUCUGCACUGAUUCUUAGCGGGCAGCUGAAUUGCAACUCAGUACUGAAGUUUAACAGGGGGAAUUCAAAAAUAUUGUUUGAAUAAAACAUGUCAGGUGGAGAGUAAGUUGCAAAAUAACAGUAAGGAGAAACAAAUUAACACCCUAGCCACGCACUGCAAGCAUAGAGUGAGAGAGGAAAACUCGCGAAACCCUAGACUGCUUUGCUAAGGAUGCUGUGGAUGAGUUGGCUGUCUGCCUUGUAGCGUCGCUGCAGCUGGUGGAUGGACGGAAACCUGUGGACCUCCGACGACCAAAAGGGAAGGGUCUGCGGUAUUUGUUUGGAAAGCUGUUGACGACCCGAGCGUUUAACAAGUAAGGUUCUAAAAAACUAUAGGCGUUAGUCAGACGGUGACUUGAGGACUAGCGCCUAGGGGCCUAGACGGGGAUUAGGUGGUUUUUAUUUUUUUUUAAAUUUUUUAAUUAUUUUUAUGACAUAAAAUAGAUAAAUAAUAAUGUAUAUGAACUUAAUAAUCAUUUGUAUUAUUAAUUAGAAAAAAAAUAUAUAGAUGUCAACUAUUUA
This is a messenger RNA of Rosa chinensis, 1528 nucleotides long. Its product is annotated as cold-regulated protein 28. Lineage: Eukaryota; Viridiplantae; Streptophyta; Magnoliopsida; Rosales; Rosaceae. The record is from RefSeq and is a predicted model, not a curated record. Bases 167 to 985 code for a protein of 272 amino acids. Gene Ontology annotation, biological process: response to cold; regulation of circadian rhythm. The transcript has 6 exons.